This is a messenger RNA of Eucalyptus grandis, 510 nucleotides long. RefSeq names its product toll/interleukin-1 receptor-like protein. Bases 1 to 510 code for a protein of 169 amino acids. The record is from RefSeq and is a predicted model, not a curated record. The transcript has a single exon. Gene Ontology annotation, biological process: signal transduction. Lineage: Eukaryota; Viridiplantae; Streptophyta; Magnoliopsida; Myrtales; Myrtaceae.
AUGGGUAAUUGUGUUUCCGCUGGCUCCUCAUCAUCAGCUAACGCUACUGCUGAAGAGUUGCCCGUUUGUCACUACCAUGUGUUCCUCAGCUUCAGAGGACCAGAUGUCCGCCGCAACUUCCUCGAUUGCUUCUAUGACCAACUCAGAAGCUCCGGGAUUGUGGCGUUUAGAGACCGCGAAGAGAUCAAGCCCGGUGAAAGGAUCAAUACCAAGAUCCUGGAAGCCAUCAAGCAUUCCGACAUCUGCAUCCCCGUCUUUUCCGACGACUUCGCUUCCAGCGCAGCUUGCCUGAUGGAAGUUGCCCAGAUGGUGGAGUCGGGGAAACCCAUUAUUCCCAUUUUCUACGGCGUCAAGCCCAGCGCUGUUAAACACCAGAAUGGGAAAUAUGGAAGGGCCUUCAUCAAGCACGGGAGACGCAGAGAUGCCGAGACAAUCAGAAAGUGGAAGAAUGCUCUGGAAUAUAUUGCUGAGAUUUUGGGUUUCGAAGUGGAGCAUGAGGACAGUGGGUAA